Molecule: messenger RNA, 1011 nt
Organism: Colletotrichum godetiae
Lineage: Eukaryota; Fungi; Ascomycota; Sordariomycetes; Glomerellales; Glomerellaceae
Exons: 3
Coding region: 115-885 (256 amino acids)
Source: RefSeq, a predicted model, not a curated record
CCUAGUGAUACCCUCCCCCUCGCAAGAUCCUCUGCCGCCUCGUCCUCAACAGACCUGUGAUACCCAACCCCUUCAGACUUGAGCAAAGAGACCCCCACUCAACAAACCAUCAAUAUGAAGUCUGCCGUCAUUCCUCUGGCCAUUGCCGCCAAGUUCGCCGUUGCCAACCCCAUCGACGCGCGUCAAGUCUCCGACGCCCCGGCCUUCACCGCCGCCGCCGAUGCUCUCAUCUCAGCCUACAUCCCCACCGACCAGUGGGACUCACUGACCUCGGCCUUCGGCUCCGCCGCCAGCGCCGCCAGUGUCACCGGCGACCUCAAGUCUUACAUCUACUCCGUCCUCAAGGCCACCAGCACCCCGGACUGGUUCGCCGCGGCCAUCCCGACUCAGUACACCAGCCAGUACGGCGCCCUCGAGUCCGCCAUUGAGAGCCUUCGCCCUACUGCCGCCCCGGCCGGCACCCCCGUGCCUACCGUCAUCGCCGUGACCACCACCAACUCGGACGGCAGCACCAUCACCACCGAGAUCUCUGCUACUGUCACCCCCAUCCCGACCACAAUCACCACCGACGUCGUACCCACGCUCUCCGCCAGCGUCGUGACCGGAACCGACUCCGCCGGCAGUGCCUUCACCUCCACUGUCGUGAACACCGCAUCCGAGUCCGCUACUGGAACUGCUGCUACCACCGGUGCCUCCGAGUCCGCCUCCGCAACUGAGAGUGGAGCCUCCGAGUCCAGCGGCGCUUCCGCCACUGACGCCUCCGGCUCUGCGACCGGUUCUGCUGCACCCUCCUCCACUGAGGCCCCCAACGCUGCCUCGACCGCCAUGGUUCACGGCCUCGCCGCUGUUGCCGCUGGUGUUGUCGGUCUCGUCAUGGCCUUCUAAGUGGGAUGAGGUGAUGAGUUAACGUAUGUUGAGUGAAACGCAAUAAACGGUCGGAAUAAUGAGGCAAACGGCAUGAAGACUUGUAGAUAAUGACUUUUUUGGUUCAAUCACCUUCUCAUCUUGGUC